This is a messenger RNA of Eupeodes corollae, 4267 nucleotides long. It is a transcript of the gene scra, whose product is annotated as anillin. The transcript has 12 exons. The record is from RefSeq and is a predicted model, not a curated record. Lineage: Eukaryota; Metazoa; Arthropoda; Insecta; Diptera; Syrphidae. Gene Ontology annotation, biological process: septin ring organization; actomyosin contractile ring assembly; mitotic cytokinesis. Gene Ontology annotation, cellular component: actomyosin contractile ring. Bases 180 to 4016 code for a protein of 1278 amino acids.
UCGCGUUGUUUGUCUUGCAAGGACAAUAAUUUAUUUUCUACAAUCAUUUGUGUGAAAAAAAUUGACAAAAUAUACGAAAAAUUGUGAAAAAAUAUUAAAUUAAUAAAUUUACAAAGAGAAUACAUAAAAAUACAAUUGAUUGUUUGUGAUAAAGUUAAAAAUUUAAGCGAUUGAACGCAAUGGAUCCCUUUACACAGCGGAUGCUUGAAAAAGCCGAACAACGCAGCAAAGCGCUAGGAAUAAGCAAAGCGACCAAAUUUGACCUUCCUCAAAGUGAAAAUACGACUCCGGUUUUCAAGAAGCCGCCUACACAACAAACGAAGGCCUUGACUACUUCGGCAAGCAGUUCUACGCCUUUGCAGCAAAGCAAUUCUGCACCAUCGUCAUCAAAUAACAACCGAUUGAAUGUCGUCCAAAAGAAAGUCGAGAACUUCAACGAUAAGAAUAACGAAAAUAAUUUGUCCCAAGAUAAAGUCCGUCGACAAUUUGCUGUGGACAAAGAAAAUAUGGAUCUGGGCAUUGAGAUAAACAUAACUACAGCGAAAAAUGUUGAAGUUCAAGUGCAAGUUGAAGAACAAGAAACAAGUGAUGACAGCAGUGAAUGUGGCAAUCAACCUGUGGCUAAAUUACGGGAUACUUCUCGUAAUCGAUUACAACGUCUUGGUGCAUUAUAUUCAAAUAAUGAAAUAUCAUCACCAAUCCAUCGCACCGAAGGUAAUUUCCAUGAAGGCCAAGAUGACGACACAGAAGUCGUGUCAACAAAACCAAAACAACGUUUUGGUAAACUCGCUGCUCUAGCGAAUUCGAUAAAUAAUUGGGAAGAUGAUACUGCUCACAUUGAUGUCAAAUCUGUGGAAUUAAAACCUGUCGAAGAGGCAACAUCAUCACCCAAGAAAAUAAAUGAAAAUAAAUCGGUUUCCCGAAGAAGUCCUCAGCGGAAACCACAGAUAGUUGAACAUCAACUAAAAGAAAAGCCACAAACGAAAAAUAAGGAUGAUGAUAUGCCAAGCACUUCAUCAAAGACGAAGCAUUUAAAAUGGGAUCAAAGGGUAAUGGAUACCUUGGAGGCACAAGGUUUCCAGCGAAGAGACUCAACAAAUCCAAAAUUGGCAUACGAAUACGAUAAACAACCAACCGCAGCCGAAAAUGCCAAACAAGACAAGGAAGUGGUUAAACAAACUACAAAAACAGACAACAAACAAAAACCAGUAGAUUCGAAGAAAUCGGAAUUGCCGCCAACCGUCAAAACAGGCCUUGUGUCAGGAAGAGCUGCAGUUUUCGAAAACAAAGCUCAAAACGUUGCACCAGCCAAACCACAAAAAGACCCCACCGAACUAACCCUCAAAGAACGUAUGAAUCUAUUCGAAAAGAACAAAGGCGAAGCCCUUAUGCCAAAAGCCGCAUUCGGAAUGGCUCCAUCGAUAAAUAAAAUUCGUCAGGAUAGUAAAAAGGUAGCAGAAACUAUUGCAGCUACCAAACAAGCUGUAGAGGAAUACAACAAAGCACCGAUUCCGGUUGUUAAAGGCAACGCGGAUACUGCUGUCCGCAACAAAGUGGCUGCUUUAGUAGCGAAUGCCUCAUCAACAAUAUCCGAGAGUAGAAUCAAAGCCGAAAUCACUAAGCAACGAAAGGAGGAUAUGCAGGUAAUUGCAAAUCGUUUCAAUAGGCAAAAAGAGCAAUUCCAAAGGGAAACCAAGGACAACAACCAGAACGAGGAUGACAACGGUGAUGCUGAUGCUGAUGCUGAUGACGAUGAUGACAGUGAUUAUGUUGAUAGUGCAAGUAAGAGAGAAAUUCAACGGAAGAACGAUAAAAUAACAAAAAGCUCAUCAUCUAUGGUGCCACCGCCACCACCUCCACCAAUGCCAGCCACAGCCAACACGAGUACCUACAAAAGACGAAGUCCUGGUAAUGCAAUUGAUGAAAUAAAACGUGCCAGAAAAUCAAAUGAGAAGAAACCAACUUCGACAAGUAAUGGCAAUCGAUUAUAUCCGGGUUUGUCUGAUUUCGAAUCGAAUGAAUCCGAUAACGAUAAUUGCACUACUGCAACCGUAUCAGCCGGGGAAAAUCAACGUAAUCGAGAGCAAUUUAAUGAUAGUUACAUGGAUUCAGAAGAAGACAGCACAGCAGGUAUUUGUAAUGUAAGCUUGGGUCGUGAAAUAAUGCAAGUUGUGCAGUCGAAUGAAUCACACAACAAUAAUGCAGUUGGAAGACAAAAGGGAGUUCGGUACGCUGAAAAAGAUCAGUACUAUGGUGACAGUUCAAUAAAUUCAUCCGAAGAGGGUUCAAUGGGUAUGGAUGACUAUCUAGAUGAGGCGCUCGAUGAAGAUGCUGAUAAUUAUGAAGAAAGUAACGAUGACAACGAUGAUACAGACGAACAAAAUGAUAGCAAAGUAUCCAAAUCGAGCAAAGGAACAACAGCAUCGAAUAGUUUCUCGUUCAAGAAGACACCAAAAAAAUACACCCAUUGCAUGCCAAUUUCUGAGGAAAACGAUGAUUAUCAAACAACUUCUGUUACCCCUUAUCCAACGCCAGUUAAAUCAGCUUUGACGGUAAAUCAGUCUGAAGAUGAAAAUAUGGUUACACUUGUACACACAGUCAGUUUCUAUCGACGUCAACAGAACUCAAAUAGCAACAAUUCAACACCAGUUCGUAAAAUCAAUCGAGAACAGCAAAACCAACGUAAUACUGAUGGCGAAAACAAUAGAUAUCAACAUCAACAUCAGCAGUACCAUCAACAACUGUACAAUGAUAAUCAUAAUAACGACACAGAAGGCUACUCCGAAGAAGAUGAAUCUAACUCUGAGUGCGAGGUAGCAGACGAGGGUUAUUUGGUGCAGGACAAAAUCAAAAAACUCUUAGAUGAGGUUUGCAAACAGCAACAGGUUAUUGGACAAACAAGUCAGGCGUUAAAUUUGUGUGCAUCGACAAUUGAAUUUUCCGGAUCAACUGAAUCUGUGGAAGGCGAACGUCAUUUAUUAGUUGCAACACAUCGUCGACAAGCAUCUCUGGAUGAAAUCCAAAGACUGCGUGUUGAAAACAGUCUUCGGCCACUUGGCGCACCAAAAGAAAAAGGUCGCCUUACCAUCAAGGAAAUAACUAUUCCGCUAAGGCACGAUUACAUAAGGAAGUUAUCUGCUGAUACAAUUUCUGGGCAUCAUUUAGUUUGUCUAUUGAAAUACAACGAACAUGUUUUGGCAACUAAGACCGUUCCAACGCUCCCCGGUCUGGUUGCUGUUAAGUUUCCGGAUGUUUUGCAAAUGAAUAAUGUUUAUGCUGAUUUUAGGGUAACACUUGAAAUCUACGGAAUGACAGCUCAAAGAGAAGUCCUCCCACAUGAAGUUAAGUAUCACAUUAACAUAAACAAAAAGGGUGGCGUUAAGACGCCCAAAAAGAAAGGCAACGAUAAUCGUUUGGUAAUGCCGAUUGUGCAGUCGUCAGGUGGGCCACAUGUGGUGCGUACCCCCGCUCUGGUUCAAUACGGUUUUGCGAUAUUCUCGCUGCGAGAAAUUCAAAGGACCACCUGGUCUCUUACACAGGUUUUAGGUGUAAGUCCAUUAGAGGGCGUUGUGCACAUGAAAGUUAAUUGUGAACUGUCGGUUUCGGUGGAACACAAAGGAUUUCUAACAAUGUUCGAAGAUAUUUCCGGCUUCGGAGCCUGGCACAGAAGAUGGUGCUAUCUUAAUGGACACGUUGUGAACUACUGGAAGUAUCCGGACGAUGAAAAGAAGAAGACACCAAUGGGUUCUAUUGAUUUGUAUACUUGCUCUUCUACAAAAGUCUCUACAGCACCCAGAGAUAUAUGUGCACGAUUAAACACAAUAAUGUUGGAAUGCCAACGACCAGCACGAGAUGAUGAUGUCGAAUCACAACUCGUUGUGCCAAAUGGCAAGAUGACAAUCGUGCGGCAGCUAUUGUCGGCCGACACAAAAGAGGAACGUGAAGAAUGGUGUGCUUAUUUUAACAAAGCUUUGACUUUGCUUCGGGCGUGGGGUGCUGUUCCUCCACAACACUAAAUGUAUGACACUAUUAUGGAAAUAUCUGAACUUAGGCAAUAAUAAUAAUCAAGGUAGUAAGUUUCGAUUUAUUUCAAAAUGAAAAUGGAAGUACUUAGUAUUCUAAAGAACUUAUAAACUUUUCAAGUAUUUUUAUAAUGACAAGUAUGUUAUUUUAUAACUUAGCUGACUAACUCUAUAACUAUUAUGUUUGAACUUAAAGUCAUUCAAAGAAAAGGAAAAAAAACGUAUUAGAAUAAAUAAUUUAUAAU